Oncorhynchus kisutch (coho salmon) is the source of this 1305-nucleotide messenger RNA. Its product is annotated as vegetative cell wall protein gp1-like. Lineage: Eukaryota; Metazoa; Chordata; Actinopteri; Salmoniformes; Salmonidae. The record is from RefSeq and is a predicted model, not a curated record. The coding region runs from base 1 to 1305 and encodes 434 amino acids. The transcript is spliced from 2 exons.
AUGUCCCUUCAGAUGAGUGGAGGGUUCACACCCCCCCACAGCCCCUUCCAGCCCCCUCACAGCCCCCUCCAGCCCCCUCACAGCCCCUUCCAGCCCCCUCACAGCCCCCUCCCGCCCCCUCACAGCCCCUUCCAGCCCCCUCACAGCCCCCUCCAGCCCCCUCACAGCCCCUUCCAGCCCCCUCCAGCCCCCCCACAACCCCCUCACAGCCCCCUCACAGCCCCCUCCAGCCCCCCCACAGCCCCCUCCAGCCCCCUCACAGCCCCUUCCAGCCCCCUCCAGCCCCUCCACAGCCCCCUCCAGCCCUCCCACAGCCCUCUCCAGCCCCCUCACAGCCCCCUCACAGCCCCCUCACAGCCCCCUCACAGCCCCCUCCAGCCCCCUCACAUCCCCUUCCAGCCCCCCACAGCCAAGCCCCCUCCAGCCCCCUCACAUCCCCUUCCAGCCCCCCACAGCCAACUCACAGCCCCUCACAGCCCUCUCCAGCCCCUUCCAGCCCCCCCACAGCCCCCCCACAGCCCCCUCACAGCCCCCUCACAGCCCCCCCACAGCCCUCUCCAGCCCCCUCACAGCCCCUCACAGCCCCCUCACAGCCCCCUCCAGCCCUCUCCAUCCCCCUCACAGCCCCCUCCAGCCCCCUCACAGCCCCCUCACAGCCCUUCUCCAGCCCCCUCACAGCCCCUCACAGCCCCCUCACAACCCUCUCCAGCCCUCUCCAGCCCCCUCACAGCCCCCUCACAGCCGUCUCCAGCCCCCUCACAGCCCUCUCCAGCCCCCUCACAGCCCUCUCCAGCCCCCUCACAGCCCUCUCCAGCCCCCUCACAGCCCCCUCACAGCCCUCUCCAGCCCCUCACUGCCCCUUCCAGCCCCCUCCAGCCCCCUCACAGCCCCCUCAGCCACCUCACAGCCACCUCACAGCCCCCUCCAGCCACCUCACAGCCCCCUCAGCCCCCUCCAGCCCCCUCACAGCCCCCUCCAGCCACCUCACAGCCCCCUCCAGCCACCUCACAGCCCCCUCCAGCCACCUCACAGCCCCCUCCAGCCACCUCACAGCCCCCUCCAGCCACCUCACAGCCCCCUCCAGCCCUCUCCAGCCCCCUCACAGCCCCCUCACAGCCCCCUCACAGCCCCCUCCAGCCACCUCACAGCCCCCUCCAGCCACCUCACAGCCCCCUCCAGCCCCCUCACAGCCCCCUCCAGCCACCUCACAGCCCCCUCCAGCACCUCACAGCCCCUUCUCUGCUGGGGAAUUCCUCUCCUCCCGACUUAGCUGCACACCUGAGAGAGAGAGAUGGUUCCCUCUGA